GCGAGGCAAUGGAGGAAAGCAUUACUUUCCACGGCCUCGGCUCUCUCUCGAUUUGGGAACUCGCUCCUCGUCUCAGAUUAACCUUUCACCAUGAGAAGUUUCCUCUGCCUAGCCACUGUGCUCGUCGUCGUUGCCUAUGCCAGCGCAUCGCCGCAACCAGCAGAUUCGAUGAGGACCGAAGUGAGCGGCCGUCACAACGAUGUCGCUGCAGCUCGGCUUAAUUUUGGGACGGCCAUCAGCCUUAUCGUCCCCAUCGCUCUGGGAGUGGCUCUCGUCGCUGCGGUUGCGCCCCUCUUCACCAGCCUGUUCGCCGCCCCCAUUCCCUUCGGGGCUACCGUCGGCUAUGCCCGAAAGAGCAAAUCUCUCUUCUCAGGGAUCACCCAAGAGAACGUAAUGAAUGUCCUGGACGGCGUCACCAAGGCUAUCGAAGCGUAUGCCUCGCUCGACGCAGACACUGCAAAACCUAAACUCUGAGGGAACUGUGUUUAUUUAAAUUUCAUCCAUUUACUUGUUUAUUACAUUUCACUCGUUUGAGCGAGCUGGCUUCGCUCAAACAUUUCAAGAAAACCUCAUUCUGAAAGCAAAUCUAACAUCUAGUAGUGUG
Molecule: messenger RNA, 604 nt
Organism: Argiope bruennichi
Lineage: Eukaryota; Metazoa; Arthropoda; Arachnida; Araneae; Araneidae
Exons: 2
Coding region: 91-474 (127 amino acids)
Source: RefSeq, a predicted model, not a curated record